Messenger RNA from Formica exsecta, 5021 nucleotides. It is a transcript of the gene AGO2, whose product is annotated as protein argonaute-4. The coding region runs from base 359 to 4108 and encodes 1249 amino acids. Gene Ontology annotation, molecular function: protein binding; RNA binding. The transcript is spliced from 16 exons. The record is from RefSeq and is a predicted model, not a curated record. Lineage: Eukaryota; Metazoa; Arthropoda; Insecta; Hymenoptera; Formicidae.
UCCGGAAAUAAUUGUAGGUACCGACGUCGGAUACCAUCUUGUUUUUUGCUGCACGAGACGUAACCGCAAGCUUUCAGAAGGGAAUUAGGGGAUUUUAUAAAGUGAUUUCAUAAAAUCAGGGGAAUUUCGUUUGUACUACAUUUCUUAUAUGUACCGUGUUAAUAAAAGAACUUGCAAUUGAAGACAUUUUUCAGACAUUCGAGAGUCAGCUUUUACGCGAGACAAUCUGCGUUCGUCAACGAUCCUAGUCUUUGUAAUUGCGACGCAAUUGUAAGCCAUUGUUAGAUUAUUCUCAUCAGCAAGUAAUUUGAGAAGGAUCUGAUUUUUGAGAAGCUCGUUCAACACCAAAUAAAACAAGAUGGGUCGAAAAGGAAAAAAGAAGAAGCAGGGCACUGAGGAAGAAGCUGCAUCAACUUCAAAAGCUACUUCCAGUGAGCAAUUACAAAAGGAACAGGCCUCACAGCAGAAAGAACAAGAGAAACAAGUAACUCAAGGUUUACCACAGAAGCAGCAAGUAUCACCAGGUCCACCUCAACAACCUCAAUCUCAAUCUCAGCUACAAGGAGCAUGGGCUCAACCUCGAUCACAGCAGCAAGUACGAGGCACACCACAACAGCAACAAGAGCAAAGAGCACGGGACCAACCACAACAGCAAGUACCUCGAGGCCCUCCAUCAUUGCAACAACAGCCAGGAGGUCCACCACAACCACAAGGAGCAUGGGGUCAACCACAACAACCAGCAGUACGAGCUCCACAACCACAAGGAGCAUGGGGUCAACCACAACAAGCAGCAGCACGAGCUCCACAACCACAAGGAGCAUGGGGUCAACCUCGAUCACAACAGCAAGGAGCAUGGGGUCAACCACAACAACCAGUAGCACAAGCUCAACAACCGCAAGGAGCAUGGAGUCAACCCCAAUCACAACAGCAAGUACCACGAGGCCCACCACCAUCGCAACAACAGCCAGGAGUGCAAGGUCCACCACAGCAACAAGAAGCAUGGGGCCAACCCCAAUCACAACAGCAAGUACCACGAGGCCCACCACCAUCGCAACAACAGCCAGGAGUGCAAGGUCCACCACAGCAACAAGGAGCAUGGGGCCAACCCCAAUCACAACAGCAAGUACCACGAGGCCCACCACCAUCGCAACAACAGCCAGGAGUGCAAGGUCCACCACAGCAACAAGGAGCAUGGGGCCAACCACAACAACCAGUAGCACGAGCUCAACAACCACAAGGAGCAUGGGGUCAACCCCGAUCACAACAGCAAGUACCACAAGGCUCACCAUCAUUGCAACAACAGCCAGGAGUGCAAGGUCCACCACAGCAACAAGGAGCAUGGGGCCAACCCCAAUCACAACAGCAAUUACCACGAGGCCCACCACCAUCGCAACAACAGCCAGGAGUGCAAGGUCCACCACAGCAACAAGGAGCAUGGGGCCAACCUCGAUCACAGCAACAAGUUUCAACUGAUAUUGGUGGUGGUGGUGAUUCUAAAUUAGUAACUGGCAAAGAUGAUAUGCAGCAACCAACAACAAGUAUACAAUCUGAGUUAUCUCAAAUGUCUCUGAGAGAUCCAUUAACACAGACAAAAACUUCUCUAAAAGCAAAAAUGACAUCUAGUGCCAUGAAACAAUAUCAACUCGCUAUACCGAGGAGGAAAAAUCCUUGGAAAGCUGGAACAUUAGGAACACGGAUUACCGUUUAUACAAAUAUGUUUGAAAUCAUAUUUAAUACAAAUUUUAUAACAAAUGCUGUUCAUUAUGAUGUGGAUAUUACGCCUAUUGCUCCAAAAGCUUUAUAUAGAAAAGUUUUCGAACAAUGUAGGGUUAAUUACUUUAAAAACAGAUAUCCAGCAUUUGAUGGCAAAAAAAAUGCAUACAGUGCAAAUGAUCUACCUUUCAAUGAUUCUAUGGAAAGUGAUAUCGAAAUUUAUGAUAAUGAACGCGAGAGACAAAGAACAUUUAAAAUUGCUAUAAAGAAAGUAGCUAAUAUUGAUCUUAGUUGGGUAAAAAAUUUACAUCCUGGUGUUGAUGAGGCUGACAGAGAUCAAACCAGUAUACAAGUUUUAGAUAUCAUCAUGCGUCAUGCACCCGAGUCACGAUUUUUGAGCGUUGGAAGAUCAUUAUUCUGGAAUACAGAUGAUUCAGAACCAUUAGGUGGUGGUUUAAGUCUGUCGCGCGGUGGAUUUUCAUCUGCUGUACUUGGCUGGAAACCAUAUAUAAAUAUAGAUGUUGUCCAUAAAGGAUUUCCUACAUCUCAGAACGUUAUCAGUUUAAUGGCUGAGCUUACGAGAGCAAGAGGCCAAGCACCAAGUCCAGCAGAAGUGAAUGAUAGACGGAAUCGGGAGAAAAUAGAGAAAUUUUUAAAGGGUUUAAAAGUAAUUUAUCAAAUACCCGGUCAAUCGCGUACAAAACGAACGUAUCGUUUAAAUGGAUUAGGUCCAAGUGCUGUUCAACAUCAAUUCGAAUGUGAUGGAUCAAUGAUAACAAUAAUACAAUAUUUUGCGCAAUCAAAGAAUUACAAUUUGCGUUAUCCCGAUCUGCCUUGUCUCUGGGCGGGCGCGACGAAUAGGGCAGAAAAAAUUUAUUUGCCCGCCGAAUUAUGUACCAUUGCGCCUGGUCAGUCUAUUAACAGAAAAUUGGAUGAAGAACAAACUACCAGCAUGAUUAGAUACGCAUCAACGCCUGCACCUAUUCGUAAAAGGAGAAUAGAAGAUGCGUUUGCAAAGAUUGAUGUGAAUAAUAGUCUCACUAUGAGACAAGAAUUCCAUAUGUCUGUACAUCCAAGAAUGAAAGAAGUGGAUGCUAGGAUUUUACCUGCUCCGUUAUUACAAUAUAAUGGAAGAGUGGCAAGAGUGAACAAAGGAAUAUGGCAGAUACCUGGAACAUUCCUGGAAGCCAGUAAUUUAGGAAAAGAUACAUGGACUAUUCUUGAUUUGAGUAACGCAAUAUUGGGCAGUCUUAUACAUGAAUUUGUAACUGCAUUGAAGCAAUGUGCAAACGAAGUUGGUAUGGUUAUUGGAGAGCCCCAAACUCCAUUUAAAACUUUGAAAUCGUACAAUCACGCAGAGAUCACUGAAUAUUUUAGAUCAAGAAGGGGUUUAAAUUUAAUAAUAGUGAUCAUACCAGAUCGUACAGAUACAACAUACGGCAAAGUAAAACAGAUCACCGAGUUAAAAAUGGGUAUUCUAACACAGUGUAUAAAGUUUAAGACUAUAAAGAAAAACAGCUACUCGGCAGUAAAAAACAUUCUUCUAAAGAUAAAUUCGAAACUAAAUGGUGUUAAUCAUAUAAUCAAUUCACAAUCUAUACCAUAUUGUUUAAAGAAUAAUGAUUGUAUGCUUGUUGGUGCCGAUGUGACACAUCCAUCUCCUGAUGCUAUUAAUAUACCCUCUAUAGCGGCGGUUGCUGCAAGUAGUAAUACUUCUGCUUUCCAAUAUAACAUUGCGCUUAGGCUUCAACAACCCAAAGAAGAAAUGAUUUUAGAUAUUGAAGAAAUAAUAAUAUCGCAACUACAGAUCUAUAAGGAGAAAACAUCGCGUCUACCUAAUAAAAUUAUCUAUUACCGAGAUGGAGUCAGCGAAGGGCAACUUGCUCAAGUUAUGCACUUCGAAAUAAGCGCCAUUAAACGUGCGUGCACAAGAUGGAAGGCCGGUAAUAUUCAAAUUACUUGCCUGGUUGUUCAAAAGAGACAUCAUGUGCGUCUUUUCCCAACGCAUGACGCGGAGUCCGAUGACAGAAAUAAAAAUGUGAAAGCAGGCACGAUUGUCGAUACUGAAAUUACUCAUCCAAAUCACAUUGAUUUUUAUCUCGUCUCACAUGCGAGCAUUCAGGGUACAGCGAGGCCUACAAAAUACAGAUGCAUAUGCAACGAAUCUUCUUAUACGGAAGAUAAUAUUGAGGAAUUAACAUAUUAUCUUUGUCAUAUGUACGCACGGUGUACGAGAGCGGUAAGCUAUCCCGCACCAACUUACUAUGCUCAUUUAGGAGCUUAUCGUGGAAGAGCCUUAAUAGAAGGAGUUCCAAUUUGCUUGGAUAAUUUAGAUGCAGAACAGAAUAAAUUGUUUAUGAUAAUUAUGAAAAAAACACCAAUGUGUUUUGUUUAACAAAACAGAAUCUGCUUUCCGAAGAUUAUCAAGGAUUGCUUUAUAUUCGCUUAAUAUCUUUAAUUAUAGUUUAACUUUUUUUAACGGUAUGGGCGGGUAUGAGUUUAUUAUAUAAACAUUUUAAAUGAUUAAAUUUCUUAUUUCAGUUAAUUGAUACAUCUAUUCCAAACUGAGUCGAUGAUAAUGUUAAUAUAAUCGUUUUUCCUUGUCUAUAUUUUAUAUUUCUAAUUUAUAUUUCUUUUAUAUUUCUCUGUCAUAUUCUUGAAUAAUUAUCUUGCCACAGUAAUAAUUAUCAAAAGUUUUGCUUGAUAAUUAUUACUGUCAAGACUUUUAUUUCUGUUUUUUGAUUAUUAAUUAUAUUUGACACAAAAAUUCGGAUUUAUUGCUAUUAUUAAACAUUCAAUAUACAAACAAAGAUAUAGAACCUACAUCAAAAUGCACAUAUGUAUAUGUUCGUGCAUAUAAUUUAAAUUUUUUGAAAAAUUUGAAAAAUUUAAAUUUUUUUUUUUUUUUUUUGCUUAUGAGUUUAUAUAUAUAUAUACCUACAAUAACAAUUGUAAUACUCUGUUUAUACUGUUAAUUACAAUACAAAUAAUAUUACAAUAUUUGUUUCUGCAAUUGUACAAUUACAGUAUAAACAAUUAUAUUUAUUGUUUAUACAAUUGUACAAUUGUACAUUAUUUUUAUAUAUAAUACUAUAAUGUGUAACGUUAUUUGUUUCGCGUAUUUAUAUAUACACUAAUCGUGAAUCACGAAAUAAUAUGUCACAGGAUUUUCAUAUAUAUAUAUAUAUAUUACGAGGUAUUUCCUAAUUCUGAUUCUAUCUUGCGUUUUUAUAAAUGGAGUAAUAAAACAGAGCUAAUUAAGAAAUUAUUUCCGAAACUGUGUAUAUGUUAAAGAAAAAUAAAUAAAC